UUAUUGUCUACUCGGUGCAGAUGACGGUGGUUCUCCCAGGAGCUCCUUGACUGACUGCCACGUCGAGCUUCGGAACUCUUGCAGGGCUCGAAUGUUCCUGCUCCUGUACGUGACCGCGCGUCUCCGGGAGAACAGCUGAGGGCCGGACCGAAACUAACUCCAACUCCAGGUUCCAGUGAGCCCAGGGAAGAAAUCGAGUGAGCUGUUGCAGAGACAUCAUGAGACAGCUUAAAGGCAAACCCAAGAAAGAAACCUCCAAGGAUAAGAAGGAGCGCAAGUUGGCCAUGCUGGAAGCCCGCCAGCAAGUGGCCACUGUAGUCCUGCCUACCCUGGCUGCAGUGGUGCUGCUCAUCGUGGUCUUCAUUUAUGUAGCCACGAGGCCUGGUGCUAUCGAGUAGACAUUUCAGUUCUUCUAAAGACACAUGAACUGCCAAAGUAACUGGGCUUUGACGGGCUGACGGGCUUUACCCAGAUGACCGUCUGUAGUGACCACUAGACCAGUUCAUGACCAGUGAACGGCCUACGAUUGGUCUCCGUGAAAGCUGCCUCCAAUGUGUUUGUUUGCUUUUAGUAGGAUUCAAGCUGCAGAGAGAAGUCCAGCUGAGUGGAGUUGCAAUCUUUCCUCGGUGUCUCCAGACGAAUGAAGAUGACCCAAUAAUUUACAGCAGCAGAUGGAUUUGUGUUGAUUUCUUACAAAAUGAUGCAAUAUCAGGCAUACUGUACCAAAAGACUUGUGAGCAAACCUGCCAGGUGUGUCCAGAGGUGUCUCAAAGGAGAAGUCUAAACAGGUGAAGGGGGAAAACCUGUCUAGACUGGGUCUUGUCGUAAAUAUUUCAAGUCAAUGCAAUAUAGGCAUGGUCUCACAGUCGAGCAAGCGCUCUCCUAAAGUAUCUGUAUGAAUAAUGUGUAAAAAGAGAAUUUUUUGACAGAUCCAGUUUCUCCCGUCUUAAGUUGAUUUCAACACAAACAUUUGACUACAUGCCAAGAUAGAAUGUGUGUGUUCAUACACCCAAAUGUUUUCAUCUUUAAUGUCAGUGUCGCCUUGUGUUAUUGAGUCAUUCAUCACAUCUGUGCAGAAAUAAAAAGGUGCCUUAACAGA
Scophthalmus maximus (turbot) is the source of this 1099-nucleotide messenger RNA. It is a transcript of the gene smco4, whose product is annotated as single-pass membrane protein with coiled-coil domains 4. The transcript has 2 exons. The record is from RefSeq and is a predicted model, not a curated record. The coding region runs from base 219 to 398 and encodes 59 amino acids. NCBI's taxonomy places the organism in Eukaryota, Metazoa, Chordata, Actinopteri, Pleuronectiformes, Scophthalmidae.